CUGCCAAUCAUUACACUCCGUUCCCGACUGAGCUCCGCCUCCUGUCCUACCAAAUAGCAGCUGCCUGCGGCUUUCCAGGCUUCAGCGCAGAGGCGGGAAUCCUCAAUUACUACAGAUCCGACUCGUCUUUAGGGAUCCACGUGGAUGAAUCUGAAUUGGAUCACAGUCGGCCACUCCUGUCCUUCAGCUAUGUCCGCCUCUGCUGGAUGCUCUCCGGCGGGCCACAACUCGGCCCUCAGCCCCGGCAUGUCGGUAUUCCGCUGGUUGGAAGUGCUGGAGAAAGAGUUUGACAAGGCCUUUGUGGACGUCGACCUUCUGCUGGGGGAAAUCGACCCAGACCAAGUGGACAUUACGUACGAAGGGAGGCAGAAGAUGACCAGCCUGAGCUCCUGCUUUGCUCAGCUGUGUCACAAAGCCCAGACUGUUUUCCAACUCAACCACAAACUGGAGGCCCAGCUCGUAGACCUCCGCUCUGAGCUGACGGAGGCCAAGGCGGAGCGGGUGGUGGUGGAGAGAGAGGUCCACGACCAGCUGCUGCAGCUUCACUCUCUCCAGCUGCAGCUCCACGCCAAGCAAGGCCAAGCUCCCGACUCGGACUCCAUCAAACACCGACUGCCUGCCUGUACAAUGGAACAGAUGGAACAGGAGCUGGAGGCCAACAAGAAGGAGAAAUUGGCCGAAGCGAGGAUGGAGGCUGACAUUAGACUGUACAGGAAAGAAAACGAGGCUCUUCGCCGUCACAUGGCUGUACUUCAGGCCGAAGUGUACGGCGCUCGACUUGCCGCCAAGUACUUGGACAAGGAACUGGCUGGCAGGGUGCAGCAGAUCCAGUUACUGGGCCGUGACAUGAAAGGGCCGGCACACGACAAGCUGUGGAACCAACUGGAGGCUGAGAUCCAUCUUCACCGCCACAAAACCGUCAUCCGAGCGUGCAGGGGGCGCAACGAUCCCAAGAAGCCCCUCCCCUCACCCGUUGGGCAUGACCCAGACAUGCUGAAGAAAAGCCAGGGAGUGGGUCCAAUCAGGAAGGUGUCUCUCGUCAAAGAGGACCACGAGGGUCUGGGCAUCUCCAUCACGGGGGGAAAGGAGCAUGGUGUUCCCAUCCUCAUCUCAGAGAUCCAUCCAGGCCAGCCUGCGGACAGAUGUGGAGGUUUGCAUGUCGGAGACGCCAUCUUGGCCGUCAACAGCAUCAAUCUGAGGGAUGCCAAGCACAAAGAGGCUGUCACCAUCCUCUCCCAACAGUCGGGGCAGAUAGAGUUUGAAGUGGUUUACGUGGCUCCAGAAGUGGACAGCGAUGACGAGAACGUGGAGUAUGAAGACGACAACGGUCAUCGCUACAGACUCUACCUGGAUGAGCUGGAGGAGAACAGUACUGCCCCACCUGGUGGCAGCUCGGCGUCUUUACAAGCAGCUCUGGAGAAGAUGUCAGUGAGCAACAGCGCAGAGAACGGAGACGUGGGACUCUCCAGUGAGACGCCAUCGGAGGAAACCCCUUCCAAGCCUCUCGACGCUCGCAGCUCCUCUUAGAAGACGAGGAAGACACGCAGGGUUUUUACCUCCCUCCAAGUACUGAAUCCCAUCUUCAGCACGCAGAAGCGGUUUGUUGUCCCCUUUUUUUCCUCUGUGGAUGUUUUUAGUGUUGACGUUCGGAGGCUUGAUGGCACGUGGCAAUCCUAGCAGGGAGAACUGACGACAGAAUACAAGUUCGACCCGGUUGUCUGGCAUGUUUAGGGGUUUUAGUUGGCUUUGUACAACUGCAAAAAGCCAUGUGACACAAAGGAUCCAAAGAGAAGCUAAGUGGGUGUACUCACACUAAACCAUGUGUACGUACCGUGAUGGACCCCUCCCUCACCCAGCCAAUGCACAUGCAUGGAAUUGUACCUUGGGUGGAGCCAAACGUAGCGUGCUUUAGGUGUGAAAUGGGCCCAAAGACUCAAAGUAGUCCACUCACAUUUGGAGUUGUGAUUAUUUCUAUUGUGGAAGGUGGCGGCUGUCAUCAUUCCAUGCCCUGCCCCACCCCCAGUGCCAAAGGAGGGGAAACCAUCAUCGGAUGGGAACGCUUACUUGAUGCAAACAUGCAGGACUUAAGUGGUUAAGUGGCUGCCAGUUGCGUAUCGUGGUCAAGUUUGAGUACACCCCGAGUUCCUUUAUUCCCUCCAUAAACAAAAGCAUGCCCCCGCUACAAAUGCCUUAGAUUGCUAACGCCCUCAGUGUCACGACACUACCCUUCAUAUUUAUAUGGCAGACACUUUAGAAUAGAAGCUGAUGUCAUACUGGGAGUGAUUGUUACAUUUGAUGUCAUGCACUUCAAUAUAUUACAAUCAUGUUGUUCAAAAUUAUUUUUCUUUAUUCUGAUGUAAGGUUAACCCCCCCACCCCACCCACUACAGAAACGUGUAUUGUUUCCAUGACUUCAUCCUUCAGACAAAACAUCAAUCUUAAAACAAAUGUUACCUUUGUUUCUUUCCAUUCACACUCACCGUUAUGGCAAAUGUAAAUAAAAGCCUGAAUACUG
Molecule: messenger RNA, 2514 nt
Organism: Doryrhamphus excisus (bluestripe pipefish)
Lineage: Eukaryota; Metazoa; Chordata; Actinopteri; Syngnathiformes; Syngnathidae
Gene: gopc
Product: golgi-associated PDZ and coiled-coil motif containing
Biological process (GO): negative regulation of protein localization to cell surface
Cellular component (GO): Golgi apparatus; membrane; trans-Golgi network transport vesicle
Molecular function (GO): transmembrane transporter binding
Source: RefSeq, a predicted model, not a curated record